AUGUACAAACCAACUCUUUUGUGUAUUGGCUCAGGGCCAGGUAUUGGCCGUUCAGUUACCUCCCUUUUUGCAACGAAGCACUAUAAAAAUGUUGCCCUGAUCGCCCGGCGCCCUGAACAACUGAGGAUCGAAAAAGCUGCCGUGCAAGAGGCAGCAGGCCAGAGUGUCAAUGUGCAAACAUAUGCUCUUGACGUCACUGAUACCGAUACAUUAUUGUCCGCUCUUAAUCGCAUCGAAGAAGAUCUGGGCAGAAUCGAGUGCGUUUUCUACAAUGCCGCUCGAGUGCAAAACUCUUCAUUUUUCGAAUAUGAUGUUGAAGAGAUCGAAUAUGACUUUAAGUACUCGAUGCCCCGUCUUGUUGAACUGGCAAAAACCCCAUCGCAAUACAAGCCAGCUUUGGUUGUUACUAGCUCUAUGUUACCAUUUGAGCCAAUGACUGAUCUAUUUGCCUUGUCACUCGUCAAGGCUGCGCAACUCAACCUGGGAGUUCACGUGGGUGUUAUUAAUGUUGCAGGGUUUGUUUCUGAAGAAGAGAAGGAACGAAAUCCCAAGAACAUUGCGGACAAAACGUGGGAAUGGUUCACAUCGGAUGUAGAAGAUAUACCCUUUGAGGUUCGAAUUUGA
Molecule: messenger RNA, 624 nt
Organism: Fusarium graminearum PH-1
Lineage: Eukaryota; Fungi; Ascomycota; Sordariomycetes; Hypocreales; Nectriaceae
Exons: 3
Coding region: 1-624 (207 amino acids)
Source: RefSeq, a predicted model, not a curated record